AUGCCGGGCCCCACUCAACUCUCCGAGAGCAGUCUUCGAAAGAUGGAGGUCCUCAAAAAGUCCAACGAGGAACGCAUUGAACAGCAGCGACUCAUUGUGGAAAGAGUGAGGCAGCUUCAGAAAGACCAGCAGGACUACCUGGACGCUCUGCCGGACUUCAUUGCCAGUCGCGUUCGAGUGAAUAUGGAUGAAGUUGUGGCCGAGGCCGUGGAGAAUGUUAGCCGAUUUGUGGAGCAAAUCCAGUCCAACGAAGAAAAGAAGAGGUUGUCACAGAAGCUCCGAGAGCUCAAGCAGGAAGAGGCUAGGGCGUUGGAGCGUCGUCAAGCUGUUGCGUAUGUUUUUUUCCUUUUUUUUGAAGUUUAGGCGAAAAAAUCGAAUGGCUCGAUACUCGUGUAGUGUGAUAGGUCGGUAAAUGGUCCUGUGGUGGAAUUUCCUGCUCGGUCGCUUAAAUAAUAACAUGUUUUACAAUUAGUUGUGGCUUUUAUACUCAUUUUCUGCCUAAUUUUCCCGUAGAAGGACAGUUUUCGAUUGCUUUAUGUUGAAGUAGGUACCUUAACUCAAUUUUUUGAGAAGUCGGCUUAUUUCUGGGCUAAAUUGAUGUUUUCUUGGUAUGAAUAGAUCGCUGGCAUCUGUUAUUUUUAUUUUUCAUAAGAAAUUCUAGAGGUGUGGACUCAAAUUUUUCAGUUUAGAUAAGAAUAUUAUAGUAGACCCAUCGGAUGGAAUAUUUUUGCUUUCGCUGAAAAAAUAAAGCAUAGAUUUGGAAUCUCGCGCCCAUCUAGGGAUGAAAAAACUCCCCUACUAUCUGUUCAUUGUGAAAUUUCUAUAAAAUUGACUUCAUGAUCAUGAAUAAUAUUCGAUUUUCAGAGCCGAACGCCAAAGGGUCGCCGAAUUGAAAGAACAACUUGGGUUAGCGACCCAGGAAUACGUAGAACUGCUGCAGCUAGAUCGAACCAAGGUGCAGGAGCAAAUUCGGCUAUACGAAGCCGUGAAGAAGGCCCAGUCUACUGGUUGUUAA
Molecule: messenger RNA, 1015 nt
Organism: Bursaphelenchus xylophilus (pine wood nematode)
Lineage: Eukaryota; Metazoa; Nematoda; Chromadorea; Rhabditida; Aphelenchoididae
Source: the annotation of a GenBank genome assembly